AUGGCUAAGAAAGGCUCGGGCGUAGCCUCAAGCGUGCUAUACAUCGGUCAGAUACCAUACGACUGGGACGAGUCUGUAGUCAAGUCCGUGGUGUGUGGGUCGGGAAAAGUGGUGGAGGUAAGACUUGGUUUCGAUUACGUGGGCAAGAACAAAGGGUUCUGUUUCGUGGAGUACCAGACCAAACAAGACGCCUACAGGGCCAUCCAGUUAUUGAACCAGGUCAAGUUGGUGAAUGGUGGCCAGGUCAAGAAGUUGCGGAUUGAAUCGUCCAAGGAAGGUUUCUUGAAGCUGAGUGCUCCGCUGGAACAGAAACCGGUGUUACAAUUGGAUCGCAGUAAAUUGCCCAACUACGUGGUGUUGCCACCAGAGAUGAACGGUGGCGUGGGCGGCACUCCUCCCGUGGGGUUUGGUCAGAUGGGAUACCAAAUGAACCAGCCCUCGAUGAGCCACGCCCCUGCUCCAGCAGCGCCAGCCAUCACUCCGUUGGUUCCCUUGAAGUUUCCUCCCGCGCCUCCCCAACUUCCAUUUGCUGUUCCCGAUAAAAUCAACGAAACUCUCAGCAAGAUCCCCCCAGCCCAGCUCAUCGAAUUCAUCUCUACCCUCAAAAAUAUCGUGUCUGGUCCCGAAGCCGCCAGGGCGUUUGAGGUUUUCCAGCUCUCGCCACACUUGGCGUCGACUGCCGCCCAGGCAUUGUUGCUCAUGGGGUUUGUUGACGAGGACGUCAUCAGCGAUGCCAUGAAGACCGCGGCUGCUCCGUCCCCCGCCCCGGCACCCGUUCCUCAGCAGCCGUUCCAGCCAGCAUACGGCCAGACGUUCGCACAGGCAACCCUGAAAUGGCCCCACUUGCCACCCAGAACUCAGGCAAAGCUUACAGCCAUGCCUGCGGACCAGGCAGAGUUGAUCGCCCAGGUGUUAUCAUUGCCUGCGGAUCAAAUCAGCUCGUUACCAUCCGAUAAGCAACGAAUGGUGACGGACUUGCGGGCGCAAUAUUUGUGA
Suhomyces tanzawaensis NRRL Y-17324 is the source of this 996-nucleotide messenger RNA. Its product is annotated as cleavage polyadenylation factor subunit. NCBI's taxonomy places the organism in Eukaryota, Fungi, Ascomycota, Pichiomycetes, Serinales, Debaryomycetaceae. Gene Ontology annotation, biological process: mRNA 3'-end processing. Gene Ontology annotation, cellular component: mRNA cleavage and polyadenylation specificity factor complex. The transcript has a single exon. The record is from RefSeq and is a predicted model, not a curated record. Bases 1 to 996 code for a protein of 331 amino acids. Gene Ontology annotation, molecular function: mRNA binding.